AUGCUGGCGGCACGGCAUGUCGUGUGCGCCCUGUCAGGCGGGGUGGACAGCGCCGUAGCCGCGCUGCUGCUGAAGCGGAGAGGUUACCAGGUGACAGGGGUGUUUAUGAAAAACUGGGACCCUCUGGAUGAGCAUGGUGUGUGCUCCGCUGAUAGAGACUGUGAAGACGCCUACAAAGUGUGUCAGGUUCUGGACAUCCCCUUCCACCACGUGUCCUAUGUGAAGGAAUACUGGAACGAUGUGUUCAGUGAUUUUUUGAACGAGUAUGAAAAAGGGAGGACUCCGAAUCCUGACAUAGUGUGCAACAAGCACAUCAAGUUCCGUGCUUUUUUCCACUACGCCCUGGAUAAUCUCGGAGCUGAUGCUGUGGCCACAGGUCACUAUGCAAGGACAUCGCUAGAAGAUGAGGAAGUCUUCCAGCAGAAGCAUGUUCAGAGGCCCCAAGGGCUUUUCAGAAAUCGAUUUGAAGUUAGAAACACCGUAAAACUCCUGCAGGCAGCUGACAGCUUUAAAGACCAGACCUUCUUUCUCAGCCAGGUUUCCCAGGAUGCCCUGAGGAGAACCCUCUUCCCUCUGGGGGGAUUAACGAAAGAGUUUGUAAAGAAAAUAGCUGCUGAGAAUAGACUUCAUCAUGUGCUUCAGAAAAAAGAGAGCAUGGGCAUCUGCUUCGUUGGGAAAAGACACUUUGAGGAUUUCAUCCUUCAGUACCUACAGCCCCGACCCGGGAACUUCAUUUCCAUUGAAGAUGACAAGAUCCUAGGGGCACAUCGAGGCUGGUUCCUGUACACCCUGGGCCAGCGAGCCCGGAUUGGCGGCCUGCGGGAGCCCUGGUACGUGGUGGAGAAGGACAACGUCAAGGGGGAUGUUUAUGUGGCCCCCCGCACAGACCACCCCGCUCUGUACCGGGACCUGCUGCGUACCAGCCGGGUGCACUGGAUCGCCGAGGAGCCGCCCGCUGUCCUGGUCCGGGACAAGAUGAUGGAGUGUCACUUCCGGUUCCGCCACCAGAUGGCGCUAGUGCCCUGUGUGCUGACCCUCAACCAGGACGGCACCGUGUGGGUGACUGCGGUGAACUCUGUGCGGGCGCUCACACCCGGCCAGUUCGCCGUGUUCUACAAGGGGGACGAGUGUCUGGGCAGUGGGAAGAUUCUGCGGCUGGGGCCAUCUGCCUACAUGCUCCAGCGGGGCAAGAACACACCCCAAGUGGCCUCAGAGGACCCAGGUCCACACCCCACACCCUGA
Molecule: messenger RNA, 1242 nt
Organism: Chrysochloris asiatica (Cape golden mole)
Lineage: Eukaryota; Metazoa; Chordata; Mammalia; Afrosoricida; Chrysochloridae
Gene: TRMU
Product: tRNA 5-methylaminomethyl-2-thiouridylate methyltransferase
Exons: 11
Coding region: 1-1242 (413 amino acids)
Biological process (GO): tRNA wobble position uridine thiolation
Cellular component (GO): mitochondrion
Molecular function (GO): sulfurtransferase activity
Source: RefSeq, a predicted model, not a curated record